Molecule: messenger RNA, 2313 nt
Organism: Mus pahari (shrew mouse)
Lineage: Eukaryota; Metazoa; Chordata; Mammalia; Rodentia; Muridae
Gene: Tlcd3b
Product: TLC domain containing 3B
Exons: 5
Coding region: 764-1591 (275 amino acids)
Biological process (GO): ceramide biosynthetic process; lipid homeostasis
Cellular component (GO): membrane; endoplasmic reticulum
Molecular function (GO): sphingosine N-acyltransferase activity
Source: RefSeq, a predicted model, not a curated record
CUGCUGUGGCUCAGAGCUGCAUGGGAGACAACGCUGCUGCAGGUCCGGUUUCUUGGUGUCUGGUCGGUGCCAUCAUUUCCCUCCCCCUCUCCCGCCCUCCCCAAGCUGGUGGCUUCCCCUCCCCCUCCCCCUCCUCACAGAGGGGGCAGGGGGCUGGGCACCAACUCUAUAAUGCCAUGUGCGGUGUCUGCACAGGGCAGCGGGGCUGUGGCGGCGGCAGCAGGAGGAGGUGGUAGCCUGUGGUGGCGGGAGAGCGGUGUUGACUGGUGACCGCUUGCCCAGCUGCGCCUCCGCUCCGCUCCGUCCCUUCCUCCCUCCCUUUUUUCAGGGCUGGCACCACCGUCCCCCACCCCGCCUCCUUGGGCCCUCCCAGCCUCUCCACGUAAGCCCCCCCCCACCUGCCGCGGUUCUCCCUCCCCUCCCCCACUGCAUCUUCCUCCUCCUGUCCCCUCUCCCUCUUGGUCCUCUCAUCAAGUCCUCCCUUGGUAGUCUCUUCCCAUCCUCUCACCGGCGCUCUGCCCCCCCGCCUAGCUAGCCCUUUCUUUCUGUGUCCCCAAUCUCAUUGAAGUCCCUUUCUCCCUUGCCCCGAACUGGUCCUCUUGUCCCAUCCUGUCCCCGCCCUGGCCCCUUUGUGCCUCCCCCUCCCUCUUUCUCUCUCCCUCUCUGGCUUGGCAAUCCCUUCUCCACCUCCAACUCUCUCCCUCAAUUUGGCCUUCCUGUCCCUUCUGGACCCUCUGGUCUCCCUGUCCGGGUCCAAGUCACCAUGCUUACCCCAAUGGUGGCUGGGGGGGUGGUGUUCCCCGGACUCUUCCUCCUAUCCAAGAACACGCUCCAGAGGCUGCCCCAGCUGCGCUGGGAGGAGGCCGACGCAGUCAUUGUCUCCGCCAGGUUGGUGUCCUCUGUCCAAGCCAUCAUGGCCUCCACAGCUGGCUACAUAGUCUCCACUUCCUGCAAGCACAUCAUAGAUGACCAGCACUGGCUGUCCUCGGCCUAUACACAGUUUGCAGUUCCCUACUUCAUCUAUGACAUCUAUGCCAUGUUCCUCUGCCACUGGCACAAGCACCAAGUUAAAGGGCACGGAGGGGAAGACGGGACACCCAGAGCCCUGGGCAGCACCUGGGCCGUGGUACGCGGCUACCUGCACAAGGAGUUCCUCAUGGUGCUCCACCACGCGGCCAUGGUACUGGUGUGCUUCCCGCUCUCAGUGGUGUGGCGACAAGGCAAGGGAGAUUUCUUUCUAGGCUGCAUGUUGAUGGCCGAGGUGAGCACACCUUUCGUCUGCCUGGGCAAAAUCCUCAUCCAGUAUAAGCAGCAGCACACGUUGCUGCACAAGGUGAAUGGAGCCCUGAUGCUACUCAGCUUCCUGUGCUGCCGGGUGCUGCUUUUCCCCUACCUGUACUGGGCCUACGGGCGCCACGCUGGCCUGCCCCUGCUCUCAGUGCCCAUGGCCAUCCCGGCCCACGUCAACCUGGGCGCAGCGCUGCUCCUCGCACCCCAGCUCUACUGGUUCUUCCUCAUUUGCCGCGGGGCCUGCCGCCUCUUCCGACCCCGAGGCUCCCCACCACCCUCUCCUUGUCAGACCCAGGACUGAGGCUAGCCCUGGAACCGCCCCCCGCCCCCGCUCCAGCCCCUGUGGAGACAGUGCGUUGGGGCUAAUCGGUGUGUGUGUGUGGGGGGGGUGAGAGCCAGGAGUCCCUUCCCUUGACAGCCUCAAGACAGAUGGACUUAGAGUAAGGAGCAGCUAUAUACCCUCGGGAGCUGAGGUCAGAUUGGCAGGCAGGAAGAGAGGGAACUGGGAUGAAGAACCUCUUUUUGCCGCUGUGCUAACAAAAUGAAAGGGAAAGGGAGGAGAUGGGGCUCACUGGGACCAAGGAGUCAAGGGACACGAGGGUGGCCCCGCUGCCAAGGACAUCCUAGCCCUGCUGCUGCAAAUCCCUCUCUGUUCCCAGUCACCUGGGAGAGAGAAGACAUCCUAACUCACCCCACGUGGGCCCUGACAGGGCAGUAACCCCCACAGCUCCUUCCUGUGGAGACCAAUCUGAGGAACCAUAUUUAUUUAUUCACCCAUAUCAAACUAAUUUGUUGGGGGUGAGGGGAGGGAGGCCGUUGCUCCCCUACAACCUUUCCAGCGCUGAGCAGCCCUGGGGACAGGUGCCAGGCCAGUCCCUUCUGUCAGGGGCACAUUUAGCCCUCCGGCCCCGCUUGUCCCCGGUGCUACAGGCCAAUCGCGGCUUCCUCCAGUCUGGGGGCCACAGACCCUGGGAGGUGCUUUUACAGACCGCUAAUAAAGACGAUCUUCCUGAACGCCAGCAA